AUGGGGAAGCAAGGACCCUGCCAUCAUUGCGGAGUCACAAGUACUCCCCUGUGGCGAAAUGGGCCACCAGAUAAGCCGGUGCUCUGCAAUGCUUGUGGCUCGAGAUGGAGAACAAAGGGUUCAUUGGCAAACUACACCCCAAUGCACCGCAAGGACGAUAUUGAUGAUGUUGAACCCAGAGUUAGCAAGCUGAAGCCACCGACAUCAAAGUCGAAGUCACAGAAGAAAAAACCAAAUCAAAUUAUAACGGAGAAUGGACCAUUUUCUGGUCAGAAUUUCCGAAAGAUGGGGGGUGUUGACCCAAGCUAUCAGUCUAGUUCGGGAUCUGCAGUAUCAUACUCUGAGAGUUGUGCCCCAUAUGGUGCUGCUGAUGCAAGUGAAAUGACUGGUUCAGCACAGUCACAUGCUUGGGAGUCCCUAGUGCCAUCAAGAAAGAGGAGCUGUGUCACCCGUCCGAAGCCUUCACCUGUAGAAAAGCUUGCAAAAGAUCUGAACUCCAUCAUGCAUGGAGAGCAGUUGUAUAACCUUUCAGGAUCAUCAGAGGAAGACCUACUAUACCAUACUGAAACUCCUGUCGGUUCCUUUGAGAUAGGCUCUGGAAGUGUGCUUCUAAGACAUCCAAACUCGAAAUCACUGGAGGAAGAAUCAGAAGCAAGCUCCAUUCCUGCAGAUAAUAAAUCAUACAUUACAAGUGAAUCAUAUUCAGGCUCUGCCUCGUUUGUCGUUCACAGUGGAAACAAGGCAGCAAUUAACUUAAAUGCUCCAACUGCAAGGCCGAAGAAGUCGCCGCUGCAUAUGGAAGACAUUGCUAGAAGGGAUAAACUUCAUUAUGAGAAUCAGCAUGUCCUGGAGAGUGUUGAUUCACCUUUAGUUUCAGUAGAUUUAGAGGAUGUUAUAAACUAUACUAACUUCAUGAAAUAUCUAACUAAAGAGGAUCAACAACAGUUGCUCAAAUUUCUUCCUCCUGUGGAUUCCUUGGCACCUCCUGAAAGCCUUAGAAGCAUGUUCAGUUCUAUCCAAUUCUCUGAUGCUAUAGACAGCUACCAGAUGCUGCUUGGAGAGGGAAUUAUUGACCCAUCCUUAUCUGGUGAUGAGGAAUGGAAGAAAGUGAAGACGCUUGCCUUAACUAAUUUAACAAAAUGCAAAUGGCUGGAGUGCUAUAAACAGAAGAAGGAAAAGGGAACAAAGGAAACCAGGGGAGUGGGGAGCAUCAAUGAACCGGAAGGCUUUGCCAAGUCUACUAUGAAACCACUCAAAAGAUCCCGUGACACCCACUUUCAGAGUGAUGCAGAACUAGAUGGUACCAUGAGGAGUCCUCUACGAGUUCUAAAAUCUGGGGCUUUGGCUCCUCAAUUUGAAAGUUCAUCUUUGCCAAAAUCUGGCUACGCCACCAAAGAUUCAACCUGCACUGGAGGAGCACUUAAUUUAUUCAUGUUACCCCCAGAAAAGUUAUCAUUACUGGUCCCUCCUCAGUAUGCCGACUCUGAUCAAGACUUGCUGCUGGAGAUACCUCUCAAUGCACGACACCCAGAGGCAGAACUUCUCUGUCAACCAUCUCAGCUGAUGAGCUCUACAACCCGCAGCUCCACCUCUAUGGGUAGGGUUGCUGAAGGAGAAGGGUGCCUGAAGCAACCAUAG
Messenger RNA from Miscanthus lutarioriparius, 1638 nucleotides. The record is from the annotation of a GenBank genome assembly. NCBI's taxonomy places the organism in Eukaryota, Viridiplantae, Streptophyta, Magnoliopsida, Poales, Poaceae.